Molecule: messenger RNA, 2174 nt
Organism: Melanotaenia boesemani (Boeseman's rainbowfish)
Lineage: Eukaryota; Metazoa; Chordata; Actinopteri; Atheriniformes; Melanotaeniidae
Gene: stx18
Product: syntaxin 18
Exons: 11
Coding region: 51-1022 (323 amino acids)
Biological process (GO): retrograde vesicle-mediated transport, Golgi to endoplasmic reticulum; intracellular protein transport
Cellular component (GO): endoplasmic reticulum; SNARE complex; membrane
Molecular function (GO): SNAP receptor activity
Source: RefSeq, a predicted model, not a curated record
ACGUGUCAGUUUGUUUACAGCGGUUUGUGUCGAGCUGCAGCUGCACAGACAUGGCUGUGGAUAUAACUCUACUUUUCAAAGCCAGUGUGAAGACGGUAAAGACCCGGAAUAAAGCCAUAGGAAUAGGAUUUGAUUCCACCAAAGAUGAGAUUUUCAAGAGAAGCAGACCAAAGAGCGGCUUCUCACCGCGUGCGAAAGAAGUGAUCACAAACAUCACCAAGCUCAAAGACUUUCUGCUCCAACACCGAAAAGAUUACGUGAGCGUUGGAAGUCUCAUUUCAUCAGAUCUUACCCGCAUGACGGACAGUGAACGAGACCAGAUUGACCAGGAUGCUCAGAUCUUCAUGCGAACCUGUUCUGAAGCCAUCAAGCAGCUACGUAAUGAAGUGGAGAAGCAGGUGGCAUCAGCUCAGAUUAAGGAGCACAGGGGGGCAGUGCUGGACCUCAUAGAGAUGUAUCUGAAAGGAGUGUGUAAGCUGUACUCUGAGCAGAGAGCAAUAAGAGUUAAGAGAAUGGUGGACAAGAAGAGACUAUCGAGACUGGUACCAGAGCACCCUAGCCGGGUGGAGAAAACAGUGGAAGUGGAGCCCACAGAGGAGAAAAUUAUUAAGGAGGAAAGUUCUGAGAAGAGUGUGUCAGAAGUCCAGGACAACUCCGUUAACCUGUGGGAAGAGAGCCGAGUGGAGGAUGAACUUUCUCCUGAAGAAAUCCAGAUGUUUGAGCAGGAAAACCAGAGACUGGUCAGUGAGAUGAACAGCCUGGUGGAUGAAGUAAGGCAAAUCGAGGGGAGGGUCGUGGAGAUUUCUCGACUUCAGGAGAUCUUUGCUGAAAAAGUCCUGCAACAAGAAACCGAGAUAGAUAACAUUCACCAACAGGUCGUGGGUGCAACAGAGAACGUCAAAGAAGGCAAUGAGGACAUACGAGAGGCAAUCAAAAACAAUGCUGGCUUCAGAGUUUGGAUCCUCUUCUUCCUCGUUAUGUGUUCAUUCUCCCUCCUCUUCCUGGACUGGUAUGACAGUUAACACAGCUGCUACGAUGGACAUGAGGAAACCAUCAUAUUUGAAACUGGUCCUGGUUAUCUCCUGAAGUCAACACUGAGACUGAAAAUACACUGUGACAGUUCUGAUGAAGGCGUUGGACAACUUGUUCUCAUGUGUCUUCAAGUGGAAAUGGAAGUUUGUUCGUCCCUGAAGCUGACCUUUUAAUCUUUCAGUGUAGAUUUCAAUGUAGAUUUGAUGUUUGAGCGCACAUCUGUGAAGCCAGGCUUCUGUAAGUUUAACAGUUUGACCAGUGGAUGACCAGUCAGUGCUUCUCUAGGGUGAUAACGAUUAACCAGUAGCAGAAGAUGAAACAGAUUCUGGUUUUUCUGAUCCUUUGUGAAACCCGUUUUAUUGCACUACUAGAUUCCUGCAUCCUAUCAUCCUAUAAAACUUUUACAUUUAAAAAAAUUAAAUAUAUUUGACAUUUCUUUUGAGUAAAAUUAAUAUUCUAAACUGUAUUUUGUAUUUCCUUUCCUCUCUUUCCGUGGUUCAUGAAUUUAAUAUUUAUGUCAAGCUUUCAGAGUUAGUGGAGAGGCAAAAAGCCACAGCGUAUCAGUUUUGUUCAGAUAAGGACAAAGAGAUGUUGACAGUUUCUUCUUUUGAUCUGUUAAUCAGGGUUAACCUAGAUUCUUGUGAAGCAUUAAAAUGCUGUUUUCUUCUUUCCAUUUGAUCUGAACUCUAGGAAACCAUUAACUGUAUUUAUUUCACCAUCACUGAAAAGACAUCCUUUGAAUAAUGAAUGAAACUGUUAAAACAUUCAGACAAGUUUGAAAUGUGGGCACUUUAUUUGAGUCCUUUCACUUAACAUUUUUUUAUGUAGCAAAUGCACUUAAAUGGUAAUCAUUACAUGGUUUGAAAAAAGUACAGAAUAAAUGACAAAUACAGGAAAAAGCAACAGUACAAGCAACUACUUUCAGAAUGUUUCACUACAUCAGCCUAACUAAGGUCUGUGGUGAGGGUAAUCAGUGCGAAGCGUUGCGCAAUACAGUGUUUUUCACUAGCAAAAACAUUCAAUACAGUAGCAUAAAAGUUAUGCUGUGGAAAGUAAGUCUUGUGUAGCCAGCAAAGAAAAGCAUAUGGUGUUCACAAAUGGCUCAAAUGAUGAAAACAAUCAUUAAAAACAACACUGUUCAA